Molecule: messenger RNA, 417 nt
Organism: Aspergillus lentulus
Lineage: Eukaryota; Fungi; Ascomycota; Eurotiomycetes; Eurotiales; Aspergillaceae
Source: RefSeq, a predicted model, not a curated record
AUGCAUUUCAAACAGCCAAGCGAACGUCCAUAUGAAGCAAAACGAUAUACCUAUUUGACCGACACUGAAGGUCUCUCAGCGAUUGAGUCGAAUGAGAUGGCCCACAAGAAUUUAUCCGAGAAAAAAAAGGCCUAUGAAAGCCUUGCGAAGGCUUUUGAAGCAGAAGAUAAAGAAGCACGAUCUGCCUAUAAUGACAGUGGUUGUGUCACCGAAGAUGGGUUCAAGAAAUGGGCAGAAGAUAAUCGACCUGACUGGAGUCACGCCCGUUCUCAGCUUCAUGACUCCAUAGUCCACUUGCACAUGAUAAGCAGGGCUAUCUUCGGGAAGCCAUAUGACGACCAAGUGGAAAAGGGGAACAAAGAAGAUGGAAACAAAGCCAUGGAAGCAGGAUUCUUUACGGGUCAUCAUGGGCUGUGA